UGUUUGACCACAUGGUGGUAGUAAGAGUCUACAAAUGACUAGGAACCAAUAUAUAGUAUGUGUCAGGUAGGACUCUUGAGAGAGGUACACACCUUGUACGCACGAGUGUUGAAGUAGCGUUUGUAAUAUGUGAUCGUGAUUAAAAGACAGUUCUGCAAGUCAUCCAACGAUGUGUUAUUUAAAACAAUAACAUAACAUGGUACCAGGAGUGAACGAACAUUGAAGUGGUGUAUUGUGAAAAGCGACAUGGAUUUGAAGCCACCUGAAAAGCUGAAGCUAAGUGGAAAUGUCGACAGCAAUUGGCGCACCUUCAAACAGCAGUUCCAGCUGUACAUGGCGGCUAUGGCACUGCAGGAUAAGCCGGAUGCAAGGAAGGUAGCGUUACUGCUUACAAUAGCAGGCCCACAUGCCAUUGAAGUUUACAACACUUUUGUGUUUGACAAUCCAGAUGAAAAAAACAAGUUGGAAGUUGUCAUUGAAAAGUUUGAUGCGCAUUGCUCUCCCAAGAAGAAUGAGACAUAUGAGAGAUAUGUGUUCCGUUCAAGAGUGCAAGCUCAUGGAGAAAGUUUUGACAGUUUUGUGACUGAUUUGAGGCUGAAAGCACAAACUUGCAACUUUGCUACACUGAAGGACUCUAUGAUAAGGGACCAGAUUGUAUGUGGCAUAGAAGACAAAAAAGUCAGAGAAAGACUGUUGAGAGAGACAGAAUUGUCGUUGGAGAAUGCCAUUAAAAUUUGUCAUGCAGCAGAAUUGUCACAGAUGCACGUCAAGACGUUUGGUGAAAUGGCGUCCACCGCAGCCAUCAGCGUGGGAGGCGACAACGUGCAUGUCGUGUCAAGAGGAUGGAAGUCGCAGCCUGCACAGCAGAAGAGUGACGUCAUGUUCCAAUGCAAGCGCUGUGGAUCGCAGCACAAGCCAAAGCAGUGUCCAGCAUUUGGUAAGCAGUGUUCCAAAUGCUAUGGAAAAAAUCACUUUGCCAAACAAUGUUUUGCUAAAGGAAAACCAUGCGCUAAAAAGGAAAAAUCUGUCAAUGUAGUGGAGGACACUGAUCUGGGUGAAACAUUCUUUGUUGGCCUAGUGAACAGUGAAAAUAAAACUGAAGAAGUAGUUAAUGCUGUUGAAAAAGACAAGUGGAUUGCACCGCUACAAAUAAAUGGAACUCGAGUUAACAUGAAACUAGAUACUGGUGCAAAGGCAAACUUGAUCAACAUGUCAGACAUCAAGGAAUUGAGAGAAAAACCGAAAAUCCACAAAACAACAGUUGUACUGAAAGACUACAAUGGUCGUAGCAUUGACAGUCUGGGCACAUGCAAAUUGAGAGUCACUGUAAAAGGAAAAGUGCACUACCUGCUAUUUUCAGUUGUCACUGAGGAACGUGAGUCAAUAUUGGGUGACAAAGCAUGUGAAGUUUUAGGACUGGUGAAAAGAGUGUAUCUUGUGAACACAGAUGUGAGCGCUCAAAAAAUUGAAACUGAUUCAAUAGUGCAGAACUACGCUGGUGUGUUCACUGGUUGUGGUGCUUUACCUUUUACAUACAAAAUACAGCUUAAAGAGCAGGCACGUCCAGUUGUCCAUGCAGCGCGAAGAGUUCCAGCAGCACUUAAAGAGCGUCUCAAAAAGGAACUGGACCGGAUGACAACACUGGGUGUAAUAAAGAAAAUCGAGGAACCAACAGAUUGGGUAAACUCCAUGGUCUGUGUGAAAAAGAAAAAUGGCGAUCUAAGAAUAUGCAUGGAUCCAAAAGACUUGAAUGAAAACAUAAAACGUGAGCACUACCAAAUACCAAAACGUGAAGAAAUAGCCAGUGAGAUGGCUGGGGCAAAAUAUUUCUCAAAAUUGGAUGCGUCAAAUGGCUUUUGGCAAAUCAAACUAGACGAAAACAGUAGCAAAUACUGCACUUUCAACACGCCUUUUGGUCGCUACUGCUUCCAACGCCUACCAUUUGGGAUCAAAUCUGCAUCAGAAAUAUUCCAUAGAGCAAUGGAACAUAUCAUUGAAGGCUUGGAAGGCGUGCGAGCGUACAUCGACGACAUUGCUGUGUGGGGAAGAACAGCAAAAGAACACAACGAAAGGCUGACCAAAGUGUUGGAAAGAGUACAACAAUAUGGACUCAAAUUAAACAAAAAGAAGUGUCAGUUUGGAGUGUCAGAGAUAAUUUUUCUGGGAGACAAGCUCAGUGCACAUGGCGUUCAACCUGAUGAUGAAAAAAUACACGCCAUACAAAGAAUGCCGAGUCCCACAGACAAGACAGGUGUACAGCGUAUAUUGGGUGUGGUCAACUAUAUUGGCAAGUUCAUCCCAAACCUUGCUGUGAAAACAUCCUGCAUUCGUGAACUCCUUCACAAUGACACAGAGUUCAAGUGGACGUCCAGGCACGAGAAUGAGUGGCAGAGACUGAAGGAAACACUCACUACUGCACCUGUGCUGACGUUCUUUGACCCUACAAAGAAAACAAAGGUGUCAACAGAUGCUUCAAAAGAUGGACUGGGUGGAGUUUUACUACAGGCUGAUGAUGAACACUGGAAACCAGUAGCCUAUGCAUCACGAUCCAUGACACAGGCUGAAUGUAGGUAUGCUCAAAUAGAAAAGGAAUGUCUAGGGUUAGCAUAUGGCCUGCAGAGCUUCCACAACUAUGUUUAUGGUCUCCCUACCUUCACUGUAGAAACAGACCAUCGCCCACUAGUUUCCAUCAUCAAGAAAAACUUGAAUGACAUGACACCACGAAUACAACGUUUCAUGAUGAAGAUGCAGCCAUAUGAUUUUCAGCUCAUCUACACACCUGGAAAGCACUUGAUACUGGCUGAUGCACUCUCAAGAGCACUCAUGAAAAACAGCGUCAGUGCUACUGAAGAGGAUGUACAAAACCAUGUGAAUAUGGUGUCAGCUACACUUCCAGUGUCAGACAUAAAAUCACAACAAAUCGCUGAGGAAACGGCAAAAGAUGAGGAGUUGCAGCGUGUUAUUACCAACAUGCAGAAUGGAUGGCCUCCACGUUCCAGCCCACGGUUCUUCCAUGUUAGAGGUGAACUAAGUGUUGUGGAUGGACUUUUACUGAAGCGAAACCGAAUAGUCAUUCCACAAACAUUGAGGCAGGAUAUACUACAAAGAAUCCAUGAAGGUCAUCUAGGGAUUGAAAAGUGCAAGAGACGAGCACGCGACACUGUAUACUGGCCUGGAAUCAACAAAGACAUUGACAACAUGAUUGGCAGAUGUGCAACAUGUCAAAAAUACAGAAACAAACAAACCGAAGAACCCAUGAUAUUGCCUGAAGUUCUUACUGCACCAUGGCAGAAAGUGGGAAUGGACUUGUUUUAUUUGAAGGGCAAAGAGUAUGUUGUUGUAAUUGACUACUAUUCUAAUUUCCCUGAAAUGGCUUUGCUAUCAAGCACAUCAUCAAACUGUGUGAUCACGCAUGUCAAAUCUAUAUUUGCUAGACAUGGUAUACCGCAUACUGUGGUGAGUGACAAUGGACCAUGUUUCAACAGUAAAGAGUGGCAGCAAUUUGCAAAACACUAUGAUUUCAGACACGUGACGUCAAGCCCUCUGUACGCACAGUCAAAUGGAAAGGCUGAGAAAGGAGUACAUAUUCUCAAACAACUUUUGAAGAAAGCAGUGGAUAGUAACUCUGAUCCAUACCUAGCACUACUUAGCUACAGAGCGACACCUCUUGAGUGUGGCUUGUCACCCUCUGAACUACUGAUGAACAGAAAGCUUCGUACUACGCUACCAAGUAUGUCUACACCAACGCAGAGUCAAAAAGUACAACGGAAGCUAAAGCAACAAAAGCUAAAGCAGAAGUCGUUUUAUGACAAAGCAGCCAAAUCGCUCCCAUCACUAUCACCAAGUGACACAGUGAGAAUUGAAGGUCCUGAUGGUUGGAAAACCAAAGCUACUGUUCUUCAAGAAACAUCACCACGAUCAUAUACUGUGAGGAGUGAAGAAGGACAGAUACUACGUCGCAAUCGUCGCAGUUUGCUGAGGGUUCCAGAGACUGUUCCAAACCAAGAAACAGCCGAGUCCGAGGUUUCAUCUACACCGACUGUUUCAAACCAAGCAACAGCUGAGUCCGAGGUUUCAUCUACACUUACUGACUGUGAAACAAUGCCAAUGCAGCACAUGAAUGAAGAUGUGACUGACGAUCCUGAACCUGUGUUGAGAAGAUCUACAAGGCAGAUCAAGAAACCUGUGAAUGAUGACUACGUGUAUUAUUGAACUCGUAUAAUAUCAAACUGAUUGACAAGCUAAAGAGUUCAUGUUUUUAAAAAAUAUUUUAAAUGUUUUCUAAUACUGUGGUGCAUGGAUAGUUUUUGAAAAUAUUGCAUAUUCAUGUGGUCAAGAUAGAAAAACAAGUUAUUUGUUUAAUACAUGACAUGGUAUUAGCAAUGGGUGCUUAGUUUAGAAAGGGGGAUGUAAUGAUAGUGUUUGACCACAUGGUGGUAGUAAGAGUCUACAAAUGACUAGGAACCAAUAUAUAGUAUGUGUCAGUAGGACUCUUGAGAGAGGUACACACCUUGUACGCACGAGUGUUGAAGUAGCGUUUGUAAUAUGUGAUCGUGAUUAAAAGACAG
Molecule: messenger RNA, 4568 nt
Organism: Nerophis lumbriciformis (worm pipefish)
Lineage: Eukaryota; Metazoa; Chordata; Actinopteri; Syngnathiformes; Syngnathidae
Source: RefSeq, a predicted model, not a curated record